Molecule: messenger RNA, 1014 nt
Organism: Ostreococcus lucimarinus CCE9901
Lineage: Eukaryota; Viridiplantae; Chlorophyta; Mamiellophyceae; Mamiellales; Bathycoccaceae
Exons: 1
Coding region: 1-1014 (337 amino acids)
Cellular component (GO): Set1C/COMPASS complex
Molecular function (GO): chromatin binding; protein binding
Source: RefSeq, a predicted model, not a curated record
AUGGCCCCCGGGAGGUUCUUCCGCGACCACACGAGCGCGGUGAACGCGCUCGAUUUCCAUCACACCGAAGAUGCCCUCGUCACCACGGGCGACGACGACGCGAUCCAUCUCUACAACACCAACACCGGCGCGAAGACGCGCACGCUGUACAGUAAAAAGUACGGGUGCACGAACGUGUGCUUCACGCACAGCGCGGCGGCGGUGAUUUACGGGUCGAGGAACAAGGGCGCGGGCGGGGCGGCGAUCGACGACCACGCGGUGAGGUAUCACUCGCUGCACGAUAACACGUACCUGCGAUAUUUCAAGGGACACACCGAUGCGGUGACGUCGAUCGCGAUGAACUCGACGAACGAUUGCUUUUUGACCGGAAGCGCGGAUCUCACGGUGCGAAUGUGGGACUUGCGGACGCCGAAGUGCUGCGCGGUGAUUCCAGAGUGUCCGGCGAUUCCGUACGUGGCGACGGACGCGCAGGGAGACGUGUUCGCGGUGACGGAAGGUGACGGCGGGAUUAAGCUGUACGGGACGAAUAGUUACAGCCAAGGCGCGUUCGCGCAGUUUGAGACGUACAUCGAUAACGCGGGCAAAGAGUUGUUCCCGAACCCAGACAACAACCCGCAAAUGCGGCCGCCCGCGAUUUCGUGCCUGAAGUUCUCUCCGGACGGCAAGCGUUUACUCGCCGUGAACGGGAGCUGGAUCACGAUUUUCGAUGCGUUCAACGGAGAGCACACGAUGCGUAUUCGCGUGCCGGGGUCGGGGCAGCAACAGCACGCUGUGACGCCGAUGGAGGCGAGUUUUUCGCCCUGCGGCGAGUACGUCGUGAGCGGUGGCGCGGACUCGCGCGUUCACGUGUGGAGCUGCAGCACCGGGUACCAAACCGGCCACUGGCGCUCGCGUCACGCCGGUUUACCCACGUGCGUGAAGUGGGCGCCGAGCAUGAUGCUCGUCGCGAGCGGUUGUUCCGAGGGCGGCACGGCGUUGUGGGUUCCGGAUCCGAACGUCGACGAGCGCCGUUAG